Molecule: messenger RNA, 2324 nt
Organism: Prunus avium (sweet cherry)
Lineage: Eukaryota; Viridiplantae; Streptophyta; Magnoliopsida; Rosales; Rosaceae
Source: RefSeq, a predicted model, not a curated record
GCCCUCCCUCCCUCCCCACAAAAUAAAUUCUGGACUCAUCCUCAUAUCAUGUAAAGACACAAGAUAAGGCAAAUCAAGUAUCAUUCAUACUUUGUACAGUACAGAUGCCAUUUUUGAGAAUUGAUGAGAGUUUGUGAAAUCUUGGGUUGCAUUGCAAUAAAUGGAUUAUAAAAAUAAGCGAUUAAAUUAGUUUACCAAAAAAAAAAAAGGUUUAAUUACUAGCCUAUUAUUAAUUAUUAUAUAUAGCAAAUAUGAGAAUGGUGAUGAGAAUGCAAAGUCACAGGGCCAGCAGGGGUGUGAGCUUUGUAAACCUUGUUCAGCAGCUUGUGUACCUUCCAGCAGUUGUAUUGUCGUCAAUUGGUGCCUCCGCAUCCAUCACCGUCCGAGCGUCAUCGUCAUCAUCAGAAGCAGCAGCAGCAUCAGUGAGGAUGAGCCAGAGUGAGCCUCCCCCUCCCCCUCCGAUGGCGAAGAAGGUGGAGCAUAAGAUGGAGAUGUUCGGAGACGUGAGAGUGGACAACUACUAUUGGCUUCGAGACGACUCUCGCUCCAACCCCGACGUCCUCUCUUACCUUCAACAAGAGAACGCUUACACCCAAUUCUUCAUGUCCGGAACUAAGAAAUUUGAAGAUGAACUGUACGCUGAGAUAAGGGGGAGGAUCAAGGAGGAUGAUAUAUCUGCACCUGAACGAAAAGGCCCCUACUAUUACUAUCAAAGGACUUUGAAGGGUAAGGAAUAUGUUCAGCAUUGUCGCCGCUUAAUACCCAACUGUGAGGCUGAGGCCCCACUCUCUGUAUACGAUACAAUGCCCACCGGACCUGAUGCUCCUCCUGAGCAUGUAAUCUUGGAUGAGAAUAUUAAGGCUCAACAUCAUGACUAUUAUAGCAUUGCUGCUUUUGAGGUUAGUCCAAAUAAUAAAUUGGUGGCAUAUGCAGAAGACACCAAAGGAAAUGAAAUUUAUACAAUUCAUGUCAUUGAUGCUGAGACAGGUGCUCCUGUGGGACUGCCUCUAGUUGAUGCAACAUCCUAUCUUGAAUGGGCUGGUGAUGAGGCUUUAGUUUAUAUUACAAUGGAUGAAACUCUCCGGCCUGACAAGGCAUGGUUACAUAAGUUGGGAACAGAACAGUCAAGUGACUCGUGCCUCUAUCAUGAAAAGGAUGAUAUGUUUUCUCUUGACCUUCAAGCUUCUGAGAGCAAAAAAUUCUUAUUUGUUGGAUCUGAAAGUAAAAUUACAAGAUUCAACUUCUACCUUGAUAUUGCAAAGCUUGAAGAUGGGCUUGUGGUUCUGACACCUCGUGUAAAUGGCAUUGAUACAUUUGUUAGUCAUCGAGGAAAUCAUUUUUUUAUAAAGAGGAGAAGCGACAAAUGUUUUAAUUCUGAAGUAAUUGCUUGUCCACUGGAAAAUACAUCUGAAACUACUGUUCUUCUUCCACACAGGGAAAGUGUAAAAAUUCAGGAUAUACAACUUUUUAGUGAUCACCUUGUUGUAUAUGAGCGUGAAGAGGGUCUACCAAAAGUCACUAUCUAUCACCUUCCAGAUGUUGGACAACCGCUUAAAAGCCUUCACGGUGGUCAAGCUGUUAAUUUUUUGGAUCCCGCAUACUCUGUGGAUCAAUCAGAAUCAGAAUUUUCUUCCGGAAUUUUAAGAUUUUCUUAUAGCUCAAUGAAAACGCCUCCGUCUGUAUAUGAUUAUGAUAUGAAGACAGGCAUUUCUGUUUUGAAGAAGAUCGAAACAGUUUUGGGAGGUUUUGAAGCAUCAAAUUAUGUUACUGAAAGGAAAUGGGCUAGUGCUCCAGAUGGUACUCAGAUUCCAAUAUCAAUUGUUUACAGGAAGGAUCUCAUAAAACUUGAUGGAUCGGAUCCAUUGCUACUCUAUGGCUAUGGCUCCUAUGAGGUCUGCAUAGAUCCCAGUUUUAAAGCUUCAAGGCUGUCUUUGCUUAAUCAUGGUUUUAUUUAUGCUAUAGCUCACAUUCGUGGGGGUGGUGAAAUGGGGAGGCAGUGGUAUGAGAAUGGAAAGUUACUAAAGAAGAAGAAUACUUUUACCGAUUUUAUUGCUUGUGCUGAGUAUUUGAUAGAAAAGAAGUACUGUUCAAAAGCAAGAUUAUGCAUUGAUGGAAGGAGUGCAGGUGGACUGCUUAUUGGUGCUGUUCUUAAUAUGAGGCCUGAUUUGUUCAAGGCUGCUGUUGCUGGAGUGCCCUUUGUUGAUGUUCUGACGACAAUGCUUGAUCCAACUAUCCCUCUCACAACUUCAGAGUGGGAGGUAUUUUUCUUUUCCUCACGAGAUUCUUACGUUGAAGCAUUAACAAGAUGAAAGAAAUGAAGAAGA